AGUAAUCUAAUAGUAUAAUAAUAGUCUUACUUUGUCUAUGUAUAGAAGUUAGUAAACUCUAUAAAUAGUAACUCCUUAAGGGCACAUCACUCACAAACUCUAGAAGCCAAGCUACACUAUUUCUAAAGCUCUCUACAAUUAUGGCUACCCUCUCCUCCACCAUUUUCAUCCUUUCCCUUGUCAUUUUUGCCACAUUGACUAGUGCUUGUGGUCCAUGUGAGCCAAAGCCUCACCCAACACCAAAGGCACCCCCAGUGAACCCUUAUUGUCCAAGGGACACAUUGAAGCUUGGUGUUUGUGGUGACCUACUUGGCCUUGUAAAUGUUGCAAUUGGUAGCCAAGUGACAUCCCCUUGUUGCUCAUUGCUUAAAGGUUUGGCUGAUUUGGAAGCUGCAGCUUGUCUUUGCACUGCCAUUAAGGCUAAUGUCCUUGGCAUUGUCAAAUUGGAUAUUCCUGUUGCACUUAGUGCUUUGGUUAGUGCUUGUGCUAAGAAAGUUCCCACAGGUUUCAAGUGUGGUUAAUUUAGUUAAUUAUAUUAAUUAGCUUACUAGUACUCCUCAAGUUUAUUGUUUUAAUUAAUCAUUGAGUUGUAAAAUGAUGUUUGUGUUGUGAUUUGUUCUUGAUUUGGGUUUGUCUGAUUUGUUAUCUAGGAAACUAGGUUCCUUUUUUUUGUUUUGGUUAUUAUUAAAUUGCUUUUCUUUUGGUUGUUUGUAAAAUAAUUUGCAAUUUGUGCUUAAUAAAGUGUGAAACAUUCUUCACCUUGUGAGAA
This is a messenger RNA of Solanum dulcamara, 769 nucleotides long. RefSeq names its product 14 kDa proline-rich protein DC2.15-like. The transcript has a single exon. Bases 141 to 521 code for a protein of 126 amino acids. The record is from RefSeq and is a predicted model, not a curated record. Lineage: Eukaryota; Viridiplantae; Streptophyta; Magnoliopsida; Solanales; Solanaceae.